This is a messenger RNA of Pyrus x bretschneideri (Chinese white pear), 1725 nucleotides long. Its product is annotated as aspartic proteinase Asp1. Gene Ontology annotation, molecular function: aspartic-type endopeptidase activity. Lineage: Eukaryota; Viridiplantae; Streptophyta; Magnoliopsida; Rosales; Rosaceae. The transcript has 8 exons. The record is from RefSeq and is a predicted model, not a curated record. The coding region runs from base 234 to 1526 and encodes 430 amino acids. Gene Ontology annotation, biological process: proteolysis.
GCAAGUGAAGAAAAGCAUAAACCAACCUGGAGAGGAAGAGAAGAAGAAGAAAUCGAAGCAAACAAGCAAAGCCAUGAAUCCACCUUAAUGUCACGUUAUCCUUUGAAUAAAUACCGUGUAUUUCCUUCAGACAUUUUAUCAAACACCUGGGGCACUAGGCGACAAACUAUCAUUUUUUUAAUUUCGUUUAGAUAUUUGUUCGUCCAAUCAUUGGGUAAAAAGCGGAUUGGGAAAUGGAGGGCAAGUCUGGGUCGUGGUUGCUGUUGACGAUGGUGGUGAUGGGUUGGUGUGUAACUUUGUCAUCAGCUUCUUUCGGCGACCAGUACUAUCGGGGCUCUAGGAAAACUGAUGCGACGUCGUCUUUGGGGUUCAGUCGCGCAGCACCCUCCUCCAUAGUAUUUCCAGUUCAUGGCAACGUUUAUCCAACAGGGUCCUAUAAUGUGACCCUAAACAUUGGACAGCCUCCAAAGCCCUACUUUCUGGAUCCAGACACUGGUAGUGAUCUCACAUGGCUCCAAUGUGAUGCUCCUUGUGUCAGAUGCACUCAGGCUCCUCAUCCAUAUUACCGUCCAAGCAAUGACCUAGUGGCCUGUAAGGACCCCCUCUGUGAAGCCCUGCACUCGCCGGGUUCUCACAAAUGCGAUGCUCCGGAGCAAUGUGACUACGAGGUUGAGUAUGCUGAUGGUGGUUCAUCCCUUGGUGUGCUUGUGAGGGAUUCCUUUUCCCUCAACUUUACAAGUGGACUCCAGCUACGACCUAAACUGGCCCUCGGGUGUGGAUAUGAUCAACUUCCUGGAUCAUCUUAUCAUCCCAUUGAUGGAGUCCUCGGCCUUGGCAGGGGAAAAACCAGCAUCAUAUCACAACUUAGUAGUCAGGGUUUGGUGCGAAAUGUCAUUGGUCACUGUUUAAGUGGCCGAGGUGGGGGGUAUUUUGUUUUCGGGGAUGACAUUUAUGAUUAUUCACGCAUAGUUUGGACACCAAUGUCACUUGAUUACUCAAAACACUACUCGCCUGGCCCAGCGGAACUCAUGGUUGACGGGAAAUCUACCGGGUUUGGAAACCUACACAUGGUUUUUGACAGUGGGAGUUCCUACACUUAUCUCAGUUCUCAGGUUUAUCAAUUUUUGACUUCAUGGUUGAAAAGAGAACUAACUGGAAAGCCUUUAAAAGAAGCUCCAGAUGACGGAACUCUCCCGCUCUGUUGGAAAGGUCGCAAGCCAUUUAAAAGCAUACGAGAUGUUAAGAAAUACUUCAAGCCCUUAGCACUAAGGUUCGGCAGUGGUAGAAAAGACACAGCUCAGUAUGAAUUGCCCCCUGAAGCAUACCUAAUACUAUCGUCCAAGGGAAAUGUUUGCUUGGGAAUUCUAAAUGGUACUGAAGUUGGACUGCAAGAUAAUAACAUCAUUGGAGACAUUUCAAUGCAAGAUAAGAUGGUGAUUUAUGACAAUGAGAAGCAGAUGAUUGGAUGGGCUCCUGGAAACUGUGAUCAUCUACCCAAGCGUAGAAGUAGUUUCAGCUUCUGGUGAUGCUUUCUCAGGCACCAGGGCAACAAAUGUCGAGCACACGAGGAUGCUGCCCGUUUCCCAGGCACCAGAGCAUUCUCUUGCACAAAGAAAUGUAACACAUAUAUAGGGUUUAGGGUAAAUAAUUUAUAUGUAUAUACUACACAUUCUGUAUAUUUCUCCCAUUUCCUCAUUUAUAUCUAAGUCGAUGACAUCUCUCUCA